GGUGGGGUGGGGUGGGGAAGGAACCUGAACACACUCUAUCAAAGCAAGGAUGACUUUGGUAAGGAUUCGGAGGAGUUUCCGGCAGGUGUCUCCUCAGGUGGUGCUGUUCUUGCUGUUUGCCUUCUGCCUCCUCAGCGUUUUUGUCUCGGCCUAUUAUUUAUAUGGGUGGAAGAGGGGACUGGAGCCCUCGGGGGACAUCCCAAGCCCGGACUGUGAUGAACCGAAGGUCGCCCCUUCUCGCCUGCUUCCGCUGAAGCCCAUCAAAGUGGUGGAUUCUUCUCGCACAGACCCUUUGGUCCUUGUGUUUGUGGAAAGUCUCUACUCCCAGUUGGGCCAGGAGAUAGUGGCCAUCUUGGAGUCCAGCCGCUUCAAAUACCUGACUGAGAUUGCUCCAGGGAAGGGGGACAUGCCCACACUGACGGACAAGGACCGAGGGCGCUUUGCACUGAUCAUCUACGAGAACAUUCUGAAGUAUGUGAACCUGGACGCCUGGAACCGCGAGCUCUUGGACAAGUACUGUGUUGAGUACGGUGUAGGAAUCAUUGGCUUCUUCAAGGCCAAUGAGAACAGCUUGCUGAGUGCUCAGCUGAAAGGCUUCCCCCUUUUUCUCCACUCCAACCUUGCGCUGAAGGACUGCAGCAUCAACCCCAAAUCACCACUCCUGUACAUCACACGGCCCAGUGAAGUAGAGAAGGGACUCCUUCCAGGCGAGGACUGGACAGUCUUCCAGUCAAACCAUUCCACCUACGAACCCAUCCUCCUGGCCAAAACCAAGUCGGCAGAAUCCAUCCCACACAUGAGCAUUGAUGCAGCACUCCAUACCACUGUGGUUCAGGAUCUGGGCCUCCACGAUGGCAUCCAGAGAGUCCUCUUUGGCAACAACCUCAACUUUUGGCUGCACAAACUGGUCUUUGUCGACGCUGUUUCUUUCCUCACUGGCAAGAGGCUUUCCCUCCCCCUGGACCGCUACGUCUUGGUGGACAUUGAUGAUAUUUUUGUUGGCAAGGAAGGCACACGGAUGAAAGUGGAUGAUGUAAAGGCUCUCUUUGACACCCAGAAUGAACUGCGCACCCAUAUCCCCAACUUCACCUUCAAUCUGGGUUACUCAGGGAAAUUCUUCCACACAGGUACGGACGCGGAAGACGAAGGAGAUGACCUGCUGCUCUCGUACGUGAAGGAGUUUUGGUGGUUCCCCCACAUGUGGAGUCACAUGCAGCCUCACCUCUUCCAUAACCAAUCUGUGCUGGCUGACCAAAUGACCAUGAACAAGAAAUUUGCAGUUGAGCAUGGCAUCCCCACUGAUAUGGGCUAUGCAGUGGCACCUCAUCAUUCAGGGGUGUACCCAGUCCAUGUGCAAUUGUAUGAGGCCUGGAAACAAGUGUGGGGGAUCCGAGUCACCAGCACGGAAGAGUACCCUCACCUCAAACCAGCCCGCUUCAGACGAGGCUUCAUCCACAAUGGAAUCAUGGUUCUCCCACGGCAAACAUGCGGCUUGUUCACACAUACCAUAUUCUAUAAUGAAUACCCUGGUGGGUCCAAUGAACUGGAUAAGAUCAUCAACGGAGGCGAGCUUUUUCUGACCGUGCUACUUAACCCUAUCAGUAUCUUCAUGACUCACCUCUCCAAUUAUGGAAACGACCGCCUGGGUUUAUACACCUUUAGACACCUGGUCCGCUUCCUCAACUCCUGGACUAACUUGAAGUUGCAGACACUGCCACCUGUGCAGCUGGCACAGAAGUAUUUCCAGAUAUUCUCAGAGGAGAAAGACCCUCUAUGGCAGGAUCCCUGUGAGGACAAACGCCACAAGGACAUUUGGUCCAAAGAGAAGACCUGUGACCGGUUCCCCAAGCUGCUAAUAAUUGGUCCUCAGAAGACAGGUACCACAGCUCUCUACCUGUUCCUGGGAAUGCAUCCUGACCUGAGCAGUAAUUAUCCGAGCUCAGAGACCUUUGAGGAGAUCCAGUUCUUCAAUGGGCAUAAUUACCACAAAGGCAUUGACUGGUAUAUGGAGUUUUUCCCCAUCCCUUCCAACACCACUUCUGACUUCUACUUUGAGAAGAGUGCCAAUUACUUUGACUCAGAGGUAGCACCCAGGCGGGCAGCUGCACUGCUUUCGAAGGCUAAAAUAAUCACCAUCCUCAUUAAUCCAGCAGAUCGGGCCUACUCUUGGUACCAGCAUCAGCGAGCACAUGAUGACCCAGUUGCCCUGAAAUAUACCUUUCACGAGGUGAUCACAGCUGGGCUUGAGGCCUCUCAGAAGCUCCGGACGUUGCAGAAUCGUUGCCUAGUACCAGGCUGGUAUGCUACCCACAUUGAACGGUGGUUGAAUAAUUUCCAUGCUAACCAGAUUCUUGUUCUGGAUGGCAAGCUGCUACGCACAGAACCAGCCAAAGUGAUGGAAACAGUCCAGAAAUUUCUCGGAGUGACAAACAUCAUAGACUACCACAAAACUCUAGCGUUUGAUCCUAAAAAAGGAUUCUGGUGCCAACUACUGGAAGGAGGGAAAACCAAGUGCUUGGGGAAAAGCAAAGGAAGGAAAUAUCCAGAGAUGGAUUUAGAUUCGAGAGCGUUCCUGAGGGACUAUUACAGGGACCACAACAUAGAGCUAUCCAAGCUACUGUACAAAAUGGGCCAGACUCUGCCGACGUGGCUGAGGGAGGAACUCCAGAACACAAGAUAGCCACUUCUUAUCUCCUGUAUUGAGCAAUAGUAGAAUGAGUCUGUGCGGAGGAUCUCGGAACCUGUAUGCCGAGCCAAAAGGAUGUGAUAAUGGUGUGGGAUGACAUACACAACCAGGGAAGAAGCGUUUUGAGCAAUAUCCAUUCAAGAUCAUCUGGGGGAAAUGGGGCAGCGGAGGGAAAUAGCAGGCCCAUUCAGUUAAAUGCUGUAGCUUGGAAGAAGAUGGCCGCCUGAGACCAACCACCUGAGUUGAAUGACUUCGCUACACACCUUGGCCGAAGCCAGCUCUACAGCAACCUCUUCCAUCUUCCCCAGGAGUGCUGUGCUUUACUGCUAGUGUUGAGGUUGCCCCCUGUAGUCUGUAAUGCCACUUCCUGGCGAAGAGGAUCUGCUCAAGGAUCUGCUCUUUCUCCGCAUCUGAGUCCCAUCACCUGAAAUAGUAUUACAGCAAGCCAGCUCCUUCUUAACAGAUGAUGGAGAAGGAAGAAACGAAGGACUGGCCGGCAGCCAGGGGGCUUUGCUUAGUAACAGCUCCCGCCCCCAUGGAAGUUUGGAGAAGGGACCGCGAGGGCAGUAUGACCUUGGAGCUGGAUUGGGGAGUGCCCCUGCUGCAAGCAUGGACCUACUUUAUGCAAUUUGGGAUAAAGCCCAGACCGGACUGGGAUGGUGUUACUCAGUAGAGUUCUUAGCUGAAAGAGGUGGUUUUUUUAUAUAUAUACAUGGUGACUUUGAAAAAGACUACGGUGCUGGCAAUACUUAGGUUAUACAAGAUGGAUUUCCCACUCCGGUCUUCUUAUUGGGGGAUUUUUGAGAAGGGUGUGCACAGGGGAUGGGAGGGGGAUAAGGAUGGGGAAGACGCACACAUCUGUCCAAGCGAAAUCACUCCAGAGGGUUAUCUUAACACGCUCUCAUCCUGCACCCCUGCCUGCAGCCACAAAAUUUUUGUGUGAGUGGUGGUUCCUGUGGUUAAAAGACUGACGCCAUUCAGUAUCCUAGCUGCUCUUCGCGCACAUGGCCCCCCUCCCAGAUCAUGAAAAGGAGGCCUGGGGUGUACACGACAGCCUUGGACUGGCAGCUGCCAAAAGAGGUUACUUAAGAACUUUGAACCACUUGAGCACUAAGAUAAAACAGUAUUUUAGUAACUUUCCUUUCCCAGCCAGAACUAUGGAUGCCGGAGUCUGCAUUCCAGAUUAGGUUCUUUACUAUUAUUAUUAUUAUUAUUUUGUCCCUUUUGUCGCUGCAGAGAAAGGCCAUGGAUUUGGCUGAGCAGCCUGAUGUCCAUGUUUUCUAUUGCUGCCCCAGCUCAGUGGCCAGGGUUGAUGGGAGUCCCAACAGGAGUCUGGAGGGUACUGGGGUGGGAAAGGUUGCCGCGGAGGCUGGAGACAUUAACGGCAUCAUUUCCCUCAGCUUCCCUUUCACUGGUUUCCCCAGCCAGGUGCUUCUCCAUCCUGCACACGGCCCACCUAGUGACUCCCAGUCACACAGGGCCUAUUCUUCCCCCUGACACUGUGCCUGAGCCCCAUCUAGUGGAUGAGUCGAGAAACAGCAGAUGCCUUUCAGCUCUACCUUUUUAUUCAGUGUCUUUAUUUAAACAACUGUAACCAGUAAGGAAUAUGCAACUGCUCGAGAAGGAAAAAUGGAAUUGGAGAUGGUGACAGUGGAGGGUUACUCAUGUUGAGAUGAUGCCUCUUCUUCUUCCUGAUUAAAUUGUUUCUCAUGUGGCCUUCUACACUACGGAACUUUUGACAAUGGACCCAAACUACGCUGACAUUGAAGAGACCCUUCCUUCCCAGGAACACCUACCCCCCCCUUUCAAAUAGGAAGAGCAGAGUAGUCAGUACGAAGGCGUCAUACUUUGAGAAAUGGCCCUCUUGGAUCUGCCUGUUUCUCUCCCCCACCUCCCUGUUCAAGGAAGCUCCUUCUUCCGUGAAGCCAUGUGCUAGGAUAUAAGCAAGAGAGCACUUUCUGUUUGUAGCAAUAUGGGCUGUGCCACAUGAAGGUUGCGACCUCUGCCAGGUUAUGCCACGAGCGAUGGAGCCAAAGCAAGACACCUCUGCGUUCUAAAUACUGAUGACAUAGAAAAAAGGGAGAGGAUAAGAGAGUUCUUGCGAAAGGGGCACAUGAACAAGGAGUGCAGAACCCCGUCUGCUGCAGGUUUUUGUCUCCUCAGCUGAGCCCUGAUAUCAAAAGUGUGCUUACCUGGGAGAAACGUGCUUUCAGUGAGAGGGACUGAAAGGAAGUGAACCGUGGCUGGGAAAGGGCGCUGUGCUCUUUUAAAACGCACAUGCCCCUCUUCCUCAACUAUUUCUUGCAUGGUAGGAGCGGACCUGCAUUCAAAUAGCAUAUGCUAUAGUCCUGUCUAGUCUAGCCCUGUGUCACCUGCAUGUGUCCUAUGUUGAAGGGUUUUGAAACCUGGAAUUUGACCAAAAAAUCCCCCCUCCCCUUAAUCUGUGGAUUUCUAGCUAUUGGGCACUUUGUCGUUUUAAAGGGGAGCCUUCAUGUUAGCAAUAGAUCUGGCAACAGGAGUUAGUAUUUGGACAAGUAACCUUUAUAAGCGUCGCCCCCCCCCUUGCCCAAUACUGGUAGCAGUCUUAAAACCUGAAGCUCAGGGCCAUCUUUCCUGCUCAAUUAAAUCUAGUGGUGAUGUGCUUUGUGAGCACUACAGGUGAGAAGCCAUAAAUAAGCUUAGGAGUGCAGUUGAACUGGGGAAGUAGGCCUGUCACGGGAACUGUACUUUUAAACAACCAAACGAGUAAAGUAAUCUGCAUGUGGGACAAGUGCUCCUGCUGCUGCUGCUGCUGCUGCUGCAAUUCAAGGCCCUGCUGAGUUAAUUUUGGGCAGAUGUCGGAGUGAAUGAAAGUGACAAGACACAGGGAAUCCUGUCGUAGCCUUUCCCAGUGUUUGCAGCCUAAGGCACAGGGCCAGAAACUGCUAUCCUGUACAAAUUUAAUUGCUACUCAGAUUGAAAAAGGACAAAUCUAUAAAGCAGCAGAAGCAAGGAAGGCUUGGCUGCAGAAAUGUGGCAGUGGACAGGGGUGGGCAGUUGCUGGGGUCUACAGUCAUACCUUGGUUUUCAAACCGAAUGCAUUCCGGAAAUCCGUUCGACUUCCAAAACGUUCGGAAACCAAGCUGCGGCUUCCGAUUGGUUCCAGGAGCAUCCUGCAGCCAACCAGAAGCCACGCCAGAUGUUCAGCUUCUGAGGCAAGGCUCGCAUACCGAAGCACCUACUUCCGGGUUUGCGGCAUUCAAGUUCCAAGUUGCUCAUGAACUAAGCUGUUCGAAAACCAAGAUACGACUACUUGGUUGGUUUUUCCACAACAUGCACUGAACAUUUGCAAAGUGGUUCAGUGGGGCUUUUAGAAUUGGUUAAAAGGGGUGAGUACAUGCUCAGCCCAGGAGUUUUUCCAUUACCAUAACUGAUCUCUCGGCCUUUUCAGUAAACACACACACACACACACACACACACACACAGAGACAGAGACAUAAAAGUUCUUACUAUUACCAUGUUGGAAGUUGGAAACCCUCACUGCAAGUCGCCCAGAGAUCUGCCCUUGCAUCCUGAUCUACCUUUUGCUCACCCCUGCUCUAGGAGACUUGCUUUAUGACAAGAUAGCAUCCUGGGCCUUUCUUUCUCUCAUAGUUUCCACAUAGUGUAUUGACCUUGCUGCAGUUUUGAUGCUUGUUUAAAAUCAAUCCUGUUGAAGGCAAAAACAAACAAACCUGUUUUAGUGUAAAAGUUUCUGCAAAAUAGUACCUUUCCCUUUAUAGGGGGGAUAUUCUUUACAGCUGAAGCCCAAGAGGCUGUGAAGUCUCCUGUCCGGUUCUUGACCCAUGCCCGUCUCUCUAACGUCCAGUAAGGUCAAGUCACAGGUUUAGAUGCUAAGUAACAUGAAAAGCAUGGCCUCAUUUAUCUGUAUGAAGGAUUCAUAUGGUGGCCCUCGCUAGAUCUUCAGGAAAUUGCUUUAACAGGUAAUCUGCAGAGCAAUGGUAGCUGCAGCCCAAAAGUUUGUCCCCAUUGCGAAUUUUGUGAGCACUGUGCACACAAAAAGCAGCGAAAUGAUGCAGAAGUUUUGCUUUUUUUACAAAUGGAUUUUGAAUUUAGCUCCUGAAGGUAGCCGCUGUGUCAGGUUCAGGCAUCACAUGGCCAAAGCGGUAAAUGCAAAAAAAGAUGAAACCUUUAUUACAUGAUCAUUGUUCAAAAGUAUUAAUUUGUCCUGCUCCCAAAAGCUGGUGUGGUUUAGCCUAUACAGUGUGAGGAGAAAUCUGCCUUUCCACUGGUCAGCAACAUUCAUAAGGCUGAGCAAAUGUCAGGCAUCUUGUCAAUAUCUGGGUUUUUAAUGAGGACAAGUGUUUUGUUACUGGGUUUGUUUGGUUUGUUCUUUAUAAAAGGACGAGCGCUCUGAAGAUUUUUAUGUUUUGCAUGAGAUUCUGUAUGGCUUCCCAUGGGAAGGGGGGUAUUUUCUUGGUGGGAAGGGAGGAAAGGGGAGGGAAUACAUUUAAGAGUCUUUCUCCCUUAUUUUUAAUCUGUACUUGAACUCAUUUUGGGUUCAGAAAACUGUGUCACUAAUGUAAGGUCCUGUUGAACUAACUGCUAAUAAAAUGGGGUUGUCUGUUUUUA
Podarcis raffonei (Aeolian wall lizard) is the source of this 7297-nucleotide messenger RNA. RefSeq names its product N-deacetylase and N-sulfotransferase 1 (gene NDST1). Gene Ontology annotation, molecular function: deacetylase activity; heparan sulfate N-sulfotransferase activity. The coding region runs from base 50 to 2680 and encodes 876 amino acids. The transcript is spliced from 14 exons. Lineage: Eukaryota; Metazoa; Chordata; Lepidosauria; Squamata; Lacertidae. The record is from RefSeq and is a predicted model, not a curated record. Gene Ontology annotation, cellular component: Golgi apparatus.